Bemisia tabaci is the source of this 1898-nucleotide messenger RNA. RefSeq names its product nicotinic acetylcholine receptor alpha2 (gene nAChRalpha2). Gene Ontology annotation, biological process: monoatomic ion transmembrane transport. Gene Ontology annotation, molecular function: transmembrane signaling receptor activity; acetylcholine-gated monoatomic cation-selective channel activity. Gene Ontology annotation, cellular component: postsynaptic membrane. The record is from RefSeq and is a predicted model, not a curated record. Lineage: Eukaryota; Metazoa; Arthropoda; Insecta; Hemiptera; Aleyrodidae.
UAGCGGGGCUCUACCCGGGCCGAGCAGACCUCCGUUUGGGCACGUGGAAAUCCGAGAUGAAAAUCGGGGAUUUCGUCCGGGAAUCCUUCGCGAAAUGUAGGUGAUCGUCGAAGUGCGCGAGGGAGAAUCCGCGGGUGCGAUGUGCUUCCGGGAGUGGCUCUUCGUUUUCCUCCUCAUCCUCGUCUACGCGUUGACGGUGGCGCGAGGGAACCCGGACGCCAAGAGACUCUACGACGACCUGCUCAGCAACUACAAUCGCCUCAUCCGACCCGUCAGCAACAACACCAACACCGUCCUCGUCAAGCUCGGGCUCCGACUCUCCCAGCUCAUAGAUUUGAAUCUGAAGGAUCAAAUUUUGACGACUAACGUUUGGCUUGAACACGAAUGGGAGGAUCACAAAUUUCGAUGGGAUCCUGCCGAGUAUGGCGGCUGCAAGGAACUUUAUGUUCCCUCGGAACAUAUCUGGCUUCCGGAUAUUGUUCUCUACAACAACGCCGACGGAGAGUACGUGGUGACGACGAUGACGAAGGCAGUGCUCCACUUUGACGGGAAGGUCGUCUGGACGCCGCCGGCCAUCUUCAAGUCCUCGUGCGAAAUCGACGUCCGCUACUUCCCGUUCGACCAGCAAACUUGCUUCAUGAAGUUCGGAUCUUGGAGCUACGACGGCAACCAAAUCGACUUGAAGCAUAUUAACCAGAAGGCCGGAGCGGACAUGGUGGAGGUAGGAAUUGAUUUACGGGAGUACUAUCCCAGCGUGGAAUGGGACAUUCUCGGAGUGCCUGCGGAGCGCCACGAGAAAUAUUACCCGUGCUGCAAGGAGCCUUACCCAGACAUCUUCUUCAACCUGACCCUUCGGCGGAAGACGCUGUUUUACACGGUGAACCUGAUUGUGCCGUGUGUGGGGAUCUCGUACCUGUCGGUGUUGGUGUUCUACCUGCCGGCCGACUCCCGGGAGAAGGUGGUGCUCUGCAUCACGAUCCUCCUGUCGCAGACCAUGUUCUUCUUGCUCAUCUCCGAGAUCAUCCCCUCGACCUCGCUGGCCCUUCCCCUUCUCGGCAAGUACCUCCUCUUCACCCUCGUCCUCAUCGGCCUCUGCGUCGUCAUCACCAUCGGCGUCCUCAACGUCCACUACCGAAAGCCCAGCACCCACAAGAUGGCCCCCUGGGUCCGAAAACUCUUCAUUCGACGACUUCCUAGACUCCUCUUGAUGCGGGUGCCGGAGCAGCUGCUGAUCGACAUGGCGGCAAAGAAGCGGCUCAAGAACGCGACGUCGGCCAAGUUCAACGCAGCCCUAGCGGCCUCCUCGCUGGGCUCCUCGACGGAGUCCCUCCGGGGCCGGCACCCGUACAUGCCGGGCGGUGGCCCCGGCUGCAACGGGCUCCACGCCAACAACGGCGUCACGAACCGGUUCAACUCCCUCGUGGGCGCCCUCAGCGGCAGCGUCGAGGCUAUGAACAACGGUCAUGGGCAUGGGCACCCCGUGGUGGUCGCCCAGGACGACAACCUCAGUGACGCCCCUCAGAGGAAGAAGUACCCCUUCGAGCUCGAGAAGGCCAUCCACAACGUCAAGUUCAUCCAGCACCACAUCCUCCGCGAGGACGAAUUCGAUGCCGAGGAUCAAGACUGGGGAUUCGUGGCGAUGGUUCUGGACCGGCUAUUCCUGUGGAUCUUCUCCAUCACCUCCAUCGUCGGGACUUUCGUCAUCCUAUGCGAGGCGCCGGCUCUCUACGACGACACUAAACCUAUCGACUUGCAACUGUCUUCCGUCGCCCAGCAGCAGUUCCUCCCCGACGUCACCUCCGAUUUUUAGUAUGAUUAAUUUAGUCUUAGUGACGAUUUUCGCAAGUUGGCAACACUAAAUCUCAUCCACUUAACUGUGCGUGAAUAAUGGAGAUGUU